AGGAGGAGGGCCUGGCCUCCACUCCACUCCACUCCCGGCGGGGCUGAGGCGAGAAGGAAGGCCCUGGUGCUGGUGCUGGUGCUGCUCUGAGGGGGAAGCCAUGGGGAGCUGCCUGAAGGAAGAGCUGCUGAAGCCCAUCUGGCACGCCUUCACCGCCCUCGACGUCGACCGCAGCGGCAAGGUCUCCAAGUCCCAGCUCAAGGUCCUUUCGCACAACUUGUGCACACUGCUGAAUGUUCCACAUGACCCUGUGGCUUUAGAAGAGCAUUUUAGAGAUGAUGAUGAAGGGCCUGUUUCCAAUCAGGGAUAUAUGCCUUAUUUAAACAGAUUCAUCUUGGAAAAGGUUCAAGGAAAUUUUGACAAAGUGGAAUUUAAUAAAAUGUGUUGGACACUGUGCGCCAAAAAGAACUUCACCAAAAAUACCUUGCUCCUUACUGAUGAUGAUGAUGCUUUUAAAGUGUGGGUCAUCUUCAAUUUCCUGUCUGAGGACAAAUAUCCACUGGUCAUUGUACCAGAAGAGAUUGAAUACCUGCUUAAGAAGCUAACCGAAGCCAUGGGAUUAGGCUGGCAUCAAGAACAGUUUGAACAUUACAAGGUUAUCUUGGAUGCUAAUGGGAAAGGUCUUUCUGCCUGGGAACUGAUUGAGCUUAUUGGAAGCGGCCAAUUUAGCAAAGGGAUAGAUAGACAAACAGUAUCUAUGGCAAUUAAUGAAGUCUUCAAUGAACUUAUAUUGGAUGUGUUGAAACAGGGUUAUAUGUGGAAGAAAGGCCACAGACGGAAAAACUGGACAGAACGUUGGUUUGUUUUAAAACCCAAUAUAAUAUCAUAUUAUGUGAGUGAAGAUUUGAAAGACAAAAGAGGAGAUAUAGCACUGAAUGGCAACUGUACUGUAGAGGCCUUACCUGAUAAAGAUGGAAAGAAAUGUCUGUUUCUUAUAAAUAGUUUUGAGAAAUGCUUUGAGAUUAGUGCCUCUGAUAAGAAAAAGAAACAGGAGUGGAUUCAAGCCAUUCAGACAACUGUAAAUUUGCUACGAUUAAAUAGCCCUCCACCUCACAAGGAGGCACGACAAAAACGGAAAGCAUUACGCCAGAAGCUUCAGGCUGAACAAGAGGAACUGGAGAAGCAAAUGAAAGAACUCCAAAUGGCAAAUGAGAACAAGCAGAAGGAACUGGAGACAGUCCGAAAGCAACUGGAAGAAGCUGCAGCUCGUGCUUCAGAGGAAGAGAAGAAGCGUCUGCAGACUCAAAUGGAAUUGCAAGAUCGAUUUAGCCUUGAACUGGAGAGAGAAAAAAUGGUAAGACAGAAGAUGGAAGAACAGGUUGCACAGAAGUCAUCUGAACUAGAACAGUAUUUACUAAGAGUAAAGGAACUAGAGGAAAUGUAUAAGCAGCUAGAGGAGGCCUUGGAAGAUGAGAAACAGGCACGCCAAGAUGAGGAGACUGUUAGGAGACUUCAAGCCAGGCUAUUGGAGGAAGAGUCUGCAAAAAGAGCAGAGCUGGAGAAGUGGCACUUAGAACAGCAACAGACCAUUCAGGUGACUGAAGCAGAGAAGCAAGAGCUGGAAAACCAGAGAAUGAUGAAAGAACGUGCUCUUCAAGUUGCCAUGCAACAGUUAGAACAACUGGAGGUGGAUAGGAAACAAGCACUUGAACAAUAUGAGGAAGUGAAAAAAAAGCUGGAAGUAGCAGCAAAUAAGACCAAGAGUUGGAAAGAUAAAGUAGCUCACCAUGAAGGAUUAAUUCGAUUAAUUGAACCAGGUAGUUCCAAGAAUCCUCACUUGAUCACAAAUUGGGGACCAGCAGCUUUCACUAAGGCUGAGCUUGAGCAGAGAGAAAAGAGCUGGAAGGGGAAAAGGAGCACUUCUGAGCAAUGAGCAUGGCUGGUGUAUUUUUAGAAGCUGAGAAGAAACUAAAUGUUACAUGAAAUAAUUUGCACCAAUUUAUUAUGAACUCUUUCAAAAUUUCCAUCAACAUGUUGAACUGGAUUACAAAAUACAAAGUGUCAACUGCAUAUAUAUUUUUUGGAAAUGAAUUCUCAGGCACAUAUGCAGGGAGCAUAAAUUCCACCAGAAUUGGGAGAGGUAGAAAUUAAGAUUGCCAGAGGUCUGCAUUAUUUCUGUUUGAAGUUUUUUAAAAAGGAAAUUUUUAUGUUCUCAUUUCAGUUGUGCUUUUUGAAACACAAAAGUCAUUGUGAAACAAAAUGGGCUAUUCAUACAUUUUCUUAUUCUAGGCUAGCUAAAUUUUUUAAAAUUUAAGCAGUUAGAUCUUUGGAGUUCUUAUCACUAGUUUGUACAUUCUACAGUCUCAUGAAGAAACACAUCAGCCCGUUUACUGAAUCAACAUAUCAUUUAAAUGUAUGGCUGAAAUGCCACUGGAUUCCUUCUCACAGAGAUACGGGAUGCUAUCAGGAAAACAGCUGAGGUUACAGUUUCUGAAUCAUUGUAAGCCUGUGAGAAAAGGAGAGAAAUCAUGAAUUGUGUGGGAAUAGACUGUGUUAUGUAGCCCAAAUGAUAGCUGAACAUUGGGCAGAAUCUUAUCUCCAAGUGGUACAAAUUAUUUGUAAUUUUGAGGAAUCCAAACAUUAUAUUUGACAAAAGAUAGGCCUUGGGAGAAUUUAAGCAAUCCUUUUUUAGAAAAUCUGGUUUACACAUUCCUGUGUAUGAUGCAAUGUUGGGCUUCUGCUGGCAGAACAGUGGAAUUCAGAAGUGGGUGAGAGGCAGCCUCCUAUUUCCAUAUGGAUACCCCAACUAUGCACUCCAGAAACUAGCCCCAAGGGGCUUAGGGACCAAUUUUGGGGAGCUCCAAGGGCAUUUGGGACAGACAUUCUGCUGUGCUCACAUUAUACCACUAGCAUCACAUUGGAUUUAGACCUAUACCUCAAUCCUGGUAACAUGAGCUCCUGUGCCUUUAAAAUAUUUUUGAAUACUUUUUUUUUUUUUUUUACAAAAUAGUCCUUACGUAUGUUGUGAGGGAAGAUCUUGUAUGUAUUCCAACUGCUUACUUUCUGUAAAUUUUGCACUGGCAAAGAAUUGAAUUGUUAUUGGUAGUGGGCUGGGAAUUGUGUCCACUUGGAUAUUCUAUAUUAGGCAUCAGGCACCAGUAAUUUAGUGCAUUAAACUUUUCAUAUCAAGUUUGUGCUUCAGAAACAAUUCUGCUAAGAAACCUUUAGCUCUCGGAGCACAAGUCCCCCCAGAAUAAUAUUGGAGGAAUAUUUCACUUUUGUCCCCCAGUGGCCACUCAGACUUUUUUUUUUCUAGUGACAAACAAACAAACAACCAUGUCCUGGAAACAUCUAGGUCUUUUAAAUAGGUCACUGGUGUCUCUUCCACUGUUGACAUAAAAAUACCUUCUUUUUUUCAAAACAAGGAGUGGCUAGAAGUACAUUUGUGUUGUUCUGUUUUGUGGCAUUGGCAAACUCCCCGAGGCAUAAUAUUGUCCUCCCUGGGCCAUUGAGGUUGCCCACCCCUGUUUUAUGCUCAGAAAUAUUCUUUUCCCAGAACAGUGAGCAAGCAUCUGUGUGAAACUGCAGGAUAGUAGUUAAUUCCACACCUCACCUCCCCCUUUGAUUUCUCCGUGUCCUUUUCUCAGUGAGUAAGGGAUCAGGGCUAUUACUCUGCUUUCUGGGCAGUACCAGUGCUUCUGGAAUUAUUACUCCUCUACCCAAGCACAAACUUCAUUAUAGAGUCUGAGAUGUUGAUGCCUUUUUUAAAAAAUUGCAUUAAAAUACAUGAUGAGUAGAACAGAAAUGUUACAUUGUUUGCAUAGGACAUAUGCUUUGUUUUCAUAGUACAUUGUAAAAGAGAAAGGGGUGCAAAAUGGAAAUAUAUCUGCACUUCCAUUUAUUAUUAUACAUUUCUUGCCCAUUUGCAGCAAAAGGAUGAAAAUUGGUGUUUCCCAGGAUUUGCCCAUUCUGGAUGCAGGAUAGUGGACAUAUGUAACAUGAUGUGCAGUUUCGGAAUCAGUGUUAAAGACAGUUGAUCUUUUGCUGAAUGAAAGUUACCUAACCUGCUCCAUGCAUUCCUACACAAUGCUUUCUUGGGAGUAAGAUCUACAGAACAUAGUGGUUCUUUGAGUGAAUGUGCAUAGGGCCACACCGGACAGAGGAGGAGGAAUAUUCUGAGAUUGGUAGUGUAAAAAUUCUUAACCUUUACAACCUCUGAUCAUACUACAGGCCAAUGAACUACUUUCUGAAUUAGAGGUGUUUGCUUAUUUAACUUGUUAACCCAUUGUCCUUGUUUUUUCAAAUAUGAGCAUUUCCCCCAAAGGCCUGAAUAAUUACUGCGGCUAAUAAUUACUAAAGUAUCUUGCAAAUAAUAUGUUUUUCAGUGUUUGAAUAUGGAAUAGUUUUACCGGAUUCUCUAUAUCUUAAUGAAAUGUUGCAACCUUCAAGAGAGGUUAUUUGCUUUGCUCUUGAACUCAUUGGGUGCAUCUACACUGACAGGAAAAUCUGACUUACCAUUGGGUUACCCUGCUCUGCAGCAACCAUGGGCUUUACACACACUGAAGUGAGUUGUCCAUUUCAAACACCCACUGAGUCAGAUAAAUCACAAUAUGUGUGGCCACACAGCUAUGGCUGCUCAGAGUUUCCCCAUUCCCCCCCCCCAUGCAUGCAAAUUUAUUUAUUUCUGAGCUACCUCCCCUGGUCUCAUACAAGCAUAACUAUGGAGUGCAGUGCACACACGUGUAAAUAUCUGGAUUUUCCAUUUAAAAUCAGUAUAAAUCCCCUCUCCCCCACCCCUGAAUAAAGCCCUGAGGCCAUGAAAAGUCCCAAUUGUCCCAUAUGUCAUUUGGAGAACUUGCUGUGAAAACUAAGUGAGACCAUUUUAUUUGGCCCAUGUAGGCGUGCCCAUGGAGGGAAUCAUGCAAACAGCAUUCUCCAUUUUAUUUGGUUUGUAGGAAAGUUAAUAAUAAACUUCAUGAAUCCAAGGACUGCAGUAUUCUUAGAAAGGAAGUUCAGGUUGAUGAUUACAGACUGGAACAAGAACACUUCUAAAUGUAGUAAACCUUUGUUUCAUGAGUAACUAAAUUGGAAAAUUUUGGGAGUAUCUGUGAACCUCAAAGCAAAGUACCAGAGCAAAUCUAUACAAAAGAUGUAAGUUUGUUCCAGAGGCAUGACAGUUUUAUAGCACUCCAAUAUGGUUUCUAGGCCUUUGGUUUUCUCUGGAAAAGCUUUUUUUAGUGGAAUUUUUGGGUUUCUCAAAUGUGUUGCUUGUUCUGUUCUACAUUUCUAUGUGCUGCGUUCUAAUUUUGGAGGCUGACCUAACUUCAUUGGCUUUGAAUAUGUCUUCCAGCCAGUUCCAAGACCCUUAUUUGGCAGGUACUUGUCAAAUCUUUAUGUUAGAGACAAACAAAUAAAAAUAAUUAAAUAAAAUUUUCCUGCCACUGAAUUUUUUUCUUUCUGUAUGUUGUCCUUGGAUGCAGAUUUAGUGAGCUUUUGAAUUCAACAAAGACUGAUGCCUUCUUUUCAUGGGCCAAAAGGCCUGUUUCUCCCCAUGUUCUGGCAUCAUCCUGUCCUGAUGACAUACAGCCCAAGUCCUGGUUCUGGUGUGAGUAAAUCCAGACAAUGUCUGGCAUGUCCUUGACCAGGACUGGGGCAUAACAAGGUUAUAAUGGAUUUUAAAAGCCUACCUCUGUUUCUGUGCUGUUGUGACUGUCUGCAUGGGCAUCCUGCUGGGCUCCCAUGGGUCACUUGUUCUGAGGUCAGAACAAAGUGCCCAGCAUAUGACCAUUGUUGACUGUCUUGUUCUGAGCUCAAAAGUGAGCCUGCCAUGGCAACGAUGGACAGGCCAGGUGGCUCAGUGGGACACCCAUGAAGACAGCUGCUGCAGUGAAGAAACAGACCAAAGCCAGGAUACUCUGGGCUGCUCCUGGAACAUUUUGGCCAGUAAAGACAAGGCCUAAGUUAUUGGAUUUGAAGGGACUAAGAACUUGUGCCUAUGCACCUUGCAGGUUUUCAGGUUUACUCCAGCCUGUCCCUGAUAGCAGUAUUCCUUGUGUAAAAUUCUUGAAAUUACCAAGUACUGAAAUAUUAUUCUUGUGUCUCAGAUUAAAUGUGAUAUCUUUGAAGACUUCAGAAGACUAUUAUUCAAAUUGUUUGUAUGAGCUUUCUCUAGUUAUUUUAUAAAUGCAUGAUCAGCAUCUCUCACUUUUAUCAGGGAUUAAGGAAUAUAUCAUCCAUCCUUUAAAAAUUAUGUGUAGGUUGCUCUAAAUACAUUUUAUUGGCAGUUUUUGGUUUGGUAAUGAAAACAGUGGACAAGUUGCAAAAUUACUGAAUAUUGUUGUAUCUCAUAAACCCCAGUUGUUAGUUAUUACCUUAUUUGGGAGAUUUUGUUAUAGUCUUGAUUUUAUAGUGUCUGAUUCAUUCAAUUUAUGUAUUCUUUAUUUUUUACUUAUUUAUAUGACAUUGUUUCCCAAUUUUUAAAACAACCUUCUGGGCUUUUCUUAUGGAUGCAAGUCUUUCAUGCAAAAUUGUUUGAAAUGAAUGGUUUAUGAAGCAGUAAUGCUGUCUAAAUUGGGACCCCCAUGAUUUGGGAGCUUAUAAAAUAAGAAGCAAACAAAUGGAGAAGAGCAUUAUCUCCAUUGAGAUAUUUAUGUGGCUAGUGGUGUUUUUAAAAUUUUUUUUUAAAAGCUUUUGUUUAUAAAAUUGGUUCCACAAAUGGUUAUGUAUGUGAAAAGAAAAAUAUUUUUUUCAAAUUUCUAGUUACUGCACAUUACAUAUUGCUUCUUUUUAUACUGAUGACAUGUUUAUAUUUCUAACUUUAUUUACACCACCAAUACUAGCAUUGGUUUUACUAGUGGUAAAAUAUAAUCUAGUUAUAUUGAUAAUGUCCAAACAGCCAGUUCAGUGUACACUGCCAAGUUGCACUGGGUAAGCUACUUUGAUAUUUUGCUGACUACUGUAGUUUGCUAAACCCUUUUAUAGAAGUACCAAUGAUUUUUGUUUCCAAAUGUACUGUUUUGUUUGUACUAGCAAAUCUAUUAAAAUGAAUUGUAUAACUUC
This is a messenger RNA of Sceloporus undulatus (fence lizard), 6999 nucleotides long. RefSeq names its product switching B cell complex subunit SWAP70 (gene SWAP70). The transcript has 12 exons. The record is from RefSeq and is a predicted model, not a curated record. The coding region runs from base 101 to 1873 and encodes 590 amino acids. Gene Ontology annotation, molecular function: calcium ion binding. NCBI's taxonomy places the organism in Eukaryota, Metazoa, Chordata, Lepidosauria, Squamata, Phrynosomatidae. Gene Ontology annotation, cellular component: cytoplasm; nucleus.